This is a messenger RNA of Prionailurus viverrinus (fishing cat), 3391 nucleotides long. RefSeq names its product zinc finger protein 675-like. Bases 647 to 2605 code for a protein of 652 amino acids. The transcript is spliced from 5 exons. Gene Ontology annotation, molecular function: RNA polymerase II cis-regulatory region sequence-specific DNA binding; DNA-binding transcription factor activity. The record is from RefSeq and is a predicted model, not a curated record. Gene Ontology annotation, biological process: regulation of transcription by RNA polymerase II. Lineage: Eukaryota; Metazoa; Chordata; Mammalia; Carnivora; Felidae.
GCACCGUGGGCCGGGGCUAUGCGCGCGCUCCAAGCUCCGCGCUCCUGCCUCCCCGGAAGCCCUCUCGCCGGAGAAGGGCCGGGGGUUCCCCGGGCGCCCCCCAGCGGAAGGUGGUGGGGAAGGAAGAAGGAUUUGCAACAACACCUCGGGGAGGAGGCGGCCGAGGCGGAGGCGGCGGCAGCUGGAGGCGGAGGCAGAGGCGAAGGAGGGCCCCGGCCCCGGACAGGCCCCGCCCCUCGCCCCGCGCCCAGGGCCGUGCAGCCUGCCCUUACCGUGCAGCCUGCUCUUACCGUGCAGCGCCGAGCUCUUCCCUUCCCGCUAACGCUACUUAUCCCGGGAAAGCUCGCGCGGGGCGGGGGAGCAGACCCACAAACUAAAAGUGAAACUUGAGCAGCGCUGGCACGGCUGCUGGCUGGUGCCUUUCCCCGUCCUGCCUCCCCGCCGUCGCCACGCCCUCCGCUGAGAGCUGGAGGCCGACGUCAGGGGCAGGAUUCCUGACUACGCUUGCAGGCAUCUGCCCAGGUGAGCAGUUUACUUUUGAAGAGGCUCUUCCAGUGGGUAUAAAGGCCUUUUCCCCUGAUGCAGCAGUGAUUUCUCCACAAAUAUCUUCUGAGAAAGAAAUCUAGAGAACGAGGUGAAAGAAGAAAUGGCCAGUCCUCAGGAACUGCUGACCUUCAAGGAUGUGGCCAUAGAAUUCUCUCAGGAAGAGUGGGGUUUCCUGAACCACAGUCAGCGGGAGCUCUAUAGAGAUGUGAUGUUAGAGAACUAUGGACACCUCCUCCUCUUGGGUCUUGUGUCAAAACCAGACCAGGUCAACUUCUUGGAGCAAAAGAAGGAGGCUUGGGAUGUGAAUGGAAAGGGGACAGUAGCCACACAUCCAGCUGUAUCUUCACAUGGCACCCUGAGCUUCCUGCCAAAGUCUUGCAUAGAAGCUUCUUUACAAAACAAGUCAAUGGGGAGAUACAAACACAGCACCCUUGAGAAUUUACACUUAAUGAUAGACUGGGACAAUGAUGGUGAAAGUGAAGGGCAUCAAGGAUAUCAUGAAGGACAUAUCCAAACUGAGACAAGUGCCCAUAAUAAGAAUCUCAGUGCCCAAAAUGGUGAAGAAUAUAAAGCAUUUUGGAAAAACCUUUUUAAGUCCAGCACUUCAGCAGCGCCAUGUGUUUCUGUAAGCAAAAGCUCAAAUCAAGUAUUGAAACAUACAUAUUUAUGGAAUGAAAAUUUGGAAAAUGUGGAAACCUACCUAGUGAAUGCUGAAAAUAAUUAUUUGAACUAUUUUGAAAAUAGAAUUAUAUUGACCUUUCAGUCCAAUAUUUCUGAAAGUCAGAGAUUUCAAGAUGAAGAAAAAAGUGCUAAGUGGCAUAAAUUUGGGAGGUCCUUUACCGAGCAGUUGACCCCACAAACUUACCAGAGCACUUAUAAUGAAGACACAAUUGUUCAAUGCAGUCAAUAUGAGAAAAAAUUUAACCACACCUCAAAUGUUAACAAACAUCUGAGGAGUCAUUUUCUAGAGAAGCAUUUUGAAUAUAAUAAAUGUGGGGAAGAUUUUUAUCAAAGCUCAAAACUUAUACAUAAUAAAAAUAAGUAUAUAAGAGAGAAUCCUCAUAAAUAUAAUGAAUAUGAGAAAGCUCUUAACCAGUUCUCCAAUGUUGGUGAUCAUCAGAGGACUCAUGUGGGGAAAAACACAUACAGAUGUCAUAAACCUGGGAACAUGUUUAGUCAGUCAAGACUAACUAUACAUAAGACAAUUGAAACUGGAGAGAAUAGGUACAUUUGUAAGGAAUGUGGCAAAACCUUUGACUCACACUCAAAACCAACUCAACAUCAGCAAAUACAUACUGGGGAGAAACCUUACAAAUGUGAAGAAUGUGGUAAAGCCUUUAAGGACGGCUCGUCACUAAAUGGACAUAGGCGAAUCCAUACUGGAGAGAAACAUUACAAAUGUAAAGAAUGUGGCAAGGCCUUUACCCAUCGCUCAAGCCUUACUCAACAUCACAGAAUUCAUACUGGAGAGAAACCAUAUAGAUGUAAAGAAUGUGGUAAGGCCUUUAACCAGUACUCAAAAGUUAUUCAACAUCACAGAAUUCACACUGGAGAAAAACCUUACAAAUGUAAAAAAUGUGGCAAGGCCUUUAACCUGCAUUCAAACCUUACUCAACAUCACAGAAUUCAUACUGGAGAGAAACCUUACCAAUGUAAAGAAUGUGGCAAGGCCUUUAACCAGCACUCACACCUUACUCAACAUCACAGAAUUCAUACUGGAGAGAAACCUUACAAAUGUAUAGAAUGUGGCAAGGCUUUUAAGAGGCACUCAAAUCUUAUUCAACAUCACAGAAUCCAUACUGGAGAGAAACCUUACAAAUGUAAAGAAUGUGGCAAAGUCUUUAAUGGUUAUUCACAACUUACUAUACAUCACAGAAUCCAUACUGGAGAGAAACCUUAUGACUGUAAAAAAUGUGGCAAGGCCUUUAAACACCAAUCAAACCUUACUCAACAUCACAGAAUCCAUACUGGAGAGAAACCCUACGACUGUAAAGAAUGUGGCAAGGCUUUUAACCAGCACUCAAACCUUAUUCGACAUCAGAGAAUUCACACUAUAUAGAGACCUUUAAAAUGAAAGAACCUGGCAAGGCCUUUACCCAGGACUCAAGCCUUACUCAACUAUCGCAGAAUUCAAAGUGGGGAAAAUCUUUACCAAUGUAAAAAAAUGUGGGAAGGCCUUUAAUCACUGUUCCACCUUUAGUCAUUAUCAGAAUUCAUACUGGAGCAAACCUUACAGAUUUUAAAACUGUGAGAAUUUGUAAGGAUGUUCAACACUUACUCCACAUCAGCGAAUUAAUAUUAGAGAUUAAUGAUACACAUGUAAAGACUAUUAUAAGAUGCUUAAGCUGUAUAGACCCUGAUUCCUGACCACAGAAUGUGUCCUAGAGAUGAUUUUACAAUAUAAAAUAUUUGGCACACCCUUUAGUCCAUGUUUAAGUCUCAAUUGACACCAGAGAAUUCAUACUAGAGGGGAACUCUAUAAAUGGGAAAAAUGUGGUAACAUUUUUCGGACUGCUUCAGUCUUACUUAGCAUCACAGAGUUCAUUCUGAGGAGAAGCAUCACAAAAUGCAAAGAAUGUGGCAAACCUCUAGCUGAAACUCACAAUGUACUUAACAUCAUAGUUAUGAUACAAGAAAAAACUGUAAAAUGUAAAGAGAGUAGCCUAGCCUUUAAUUGCCAUUCGAUCGUUAUUCAUGAGUACCCCAAAAUGAACGCUUGAUUCAAUCCCUACAAAUGUAGUGAAUUAGCAAAGACCUUCAUUUUAAAUAUAAACUUUAGAAAACAUCAAAAAAAAAAUAAAGUAACUUGGAAGAUAUAAAUAUUUAGAAAUGUAUUUAAUUGAAU